Messenger RNA from Trichosurus vulpecula (common brushtail), 1519 nucleotides. Its product is annotated as 60S ribosomal protein L18-like. The record is from RefSeq and is a predicted model, not a curated record. Gene Ontology annotation, biological process: translation. Bases 38 to 604 code for a protein of 188 amino acids. Lineage: Eukaryota; Metazoa; Chordata; Mammalia; Diprotodontia; Phalangeridae. Gene Ontology annotation, molecular function: structural constituent of ribosome; RNA binding. Gene Ontology annotation, cellular component: ribosome; cytosolic large ribosomal subunit. The transcript has a single exon.
CUUUCCUGGUUGGGCCGGUGUCUGGUAGGGCGCGAGCAUGGGAGUCGACAUCCGUCACAACAAGGACCGCAAAGUCCGGCGCAAGGAGCCCAAGAGCCAGGACAUCUACCUGUGGCUGCUAGUGAAGCUCUACCGGUUCCUGGCCCGAAGAACCAACUCCACUUUCAACAAGGUGGUCCUGAAAAGGCUGUUCAUGAGUCGGACCAACCGGCCCCCCUUGUCCUUGUCCCGCAUGAUCAGGAAAAUGAAGCUGCCUGGCCGGGAAAAUAAGACAGCUGUGGUUGUUGGGACUGUGACAGAUGAUGUCAGGAUCCAGGAUGUUCCCAAGCUGAAGGUCUGCGCCCUUCGUGUUACCAGCAAUGCCCGCAGUCGCAUCCUCAAAGCUGGUGGGAAGAUCCUCACCUUUGACCAGCUGGCCAUGAGCUCAACCAAGGGCCGGGGCACUGUCCUGCUGUCUGGUCCCCGAAAGGGCCGAGAGGUAUACAGGCAUUUUGGGAAGGCACCAGGCACUCCCCACAGCCACACCAAACCAUAUGUCCGAUCCAAGGGCCGAAAGUUCGAGCGUGCCAGGGGCCGCCGUGCCAGCCGAGGCUACAAAAACUAAUUCCCUUUCUCCUUGUUAUAUUAAAGAUUUUGGACAACAAAAAAAAAAGAAAAGAAAUAAUGUAAUCAACAAGCAUUUAUUAAAUGCCCUAUGUGCCAUUCACUGAGUCAAGCUACAGAGACAAAAAUUAAAUAAUCCCAGCCCUUGAAAAACUUAAUUCUAUUGGGAAGGAAACAAGACAUACACAAGUAAAUACAACAUACAUACAAAGCAAAUGCAAAGUAAUUGGUGGGGAUGGGAGGAACAGGAAAGGUCUCCUGUUGAGGUACAGCUUGAGCUGAGCUUGCUAAAUACUGGAGACUCUUAAGAGAUGGAGAAGUGCAUUUCAUUUUUGAUUCUCUAUAAUAUGGUGAAGCAAUAAAUUAGGGCCACUCACUUCAGCAUUUGGAAGGAGGUCUCUCUGAGUUCCAGGUGGCUUGAUUAGUUUCUCCUAUCCAUUUCGGGUUUUUCAUUUGGUGACAAAUACCUCUUCCAAUAAGUGGGCUCUAUGGUAACUCACACAGAAGGGGCAAACAAGGCUCAUGUGACCAAAAGAGAUAUACCAAAGGAUAUCCUUUACAGCCACCUGGAGACAAGAAUGUGACACUUUGGGCCUCCAAAUCUACUUCCAGACUGUGUUGGGUGCAACUCCCCAAAUGGCUUCCCACCUUUCCGUCUGACAUGUUAGAGAGUCUCCCUUCUCUUGGGGGAUUCCAGAAUGGUGACUGGUGAGGAGCAAGGAGGUAUCACCUCUACUUCCAGAACUACACUUUGGGGUCUUUGAGGGCCAUAAGGAAGAUGGCCCCCUUGUUGAGGAGGAUGAGAGAGAAAAUGGGCCUUAAAGGCAGCCAAGGCUGCCCCCUCACCCAUAACCUUUUCCAGAGAUCAGGGACUAUUAACGUGGAUUUUUAACAUGUAUUAAACUGUAAAACCAUA